UUUUUUUCGGUGAAGAGGUGAUUGAUAUUAAUGCAAAGUAAAAAGGGCAGUGUAAUUCUCAAGAAAAAAAAACAAAAAAACAAAAAACAAACACCCCACCCUUCCAGAUCCCCUCACCCGGUCUUCUCCUUUACUGAUCCUGAAUACCAAGUACCAAAGCUUGGAACCCUAGCCCCUUUCUACCAAAAAAACCCUAGCCCCUCGCCUCUUUCUUCUCCGUCGCCGUUCCCGGUCGAGUUCAGCGGCGGCUGGCAUGUGAUCGAAUCUCCGUUCCUCUUCUCCGUUUUUAUUGAUCAGCAGUGGCAGCAGCGGGAUUCGGGAACAGUGCAUAGAAGGUGAUUGCAGCGUCUUCUCGGUCUCUGUUUUCGGCUCCUUCUUCGGCGAGUCUCCAUUUGAGUCUAUAUUGAGUUGAGCCCCUGCCCCGGUGCUCCCUUCUUCUUCUCCGUCUCCGUUCCGCCGCACAGGUCUCUCUAUUCUCUUGCAAAGGAGUUUCUUGGAUUAAGAGAUGAACCUGCUGGUCUUCAGAUACCAAGCCAUCUGCCAAAGUUGAAGGUGGGGUAAAUUUAAUCCAUCAACUCUCUGUGCUGGAUAUAGAAUAGCUUAGGCACCAUCAUACUAGAUUAAAUUCGAGUACAGACAAAUGGAACAACCAAUGGAGCUAUCUUCAGUUCAAGCUGGAAGUUCAGAUGGGUCUAUCACAAACAGCUCACCCCUUGUCAGCCGUGUCCGGAAGUUGUUGUAUCGACAAAUGCUGGUGGGUGUCAAUGAUGGCCGGUUCUUCUUGGGUGUUUUUCACUGCAUUGACAAGCAAGGCAAUAUCAUCCUCCAAGAUGCAGUGGAGUAUCGUAGCACAAGACGAUCCUCACCUUCCCCAAUGGAGCAAAGAUGCCUUGGCCUCAUUCUCAUUCCAUCUUCGUGCCGGUCCUCUUGUCACGUAGAUUGCUCCAUUGAUGAACAAUUGUCUCUCUUAUCUCUUGAGAAAUAGCAGAAAUGAUGCUUCUUUAUUUUUCUGUCAUCUUGGCCUACCCACUAGACCAUUCACUCGUCAUUAAUCCAUUGAUAUUUUGAAAUAUGUUUACUGUGGUGUAAUACUUCUCAACUGUUUUCCCUUCUAUUGCUUUGAAACUUGCAAUUUUCUUUCA
This is a messenger RNA of Macadamia integrifolia, 1142 nucleotides long. RefSeq lists its product as uncharacterized. Gene Ontology annotation, cellular component: NatC complex. The transcript is spliced from 2 exons. NCBI's taxonomy places the organism in Eukaryota, Viridiplantae, Streptophyta, Magnoliopsida, Proteales, Proteaceae. Bases 641 to 985 code for a protein of 114 amino acids. The record is from RefSeq and is a predicted model, not a curated record.